Molecule: messenger RNA, 780 nt
Organism: Cylindrotheca closterium
Lineage: Eukaryota; Bacillariophyta; Bacillariophyceae; Bacillariales; Bacillariaceae
Source: the annotation of a GenBank genome assembly
AUGGGUAAAUUUCGGUUCUACGAUCGAAACAAGCAAGCAGAAGGAAAAGCCAUCAGCGGAAUUAUUGCCUCUCAGGUCCGCAAGUUUGACCAUUGGAUUGACAAUUGGUUUGAUUCUCAUGACCCGUCUAAUCGUCCGCCACCGCCUACGGAAGAAGAAGCUCGGCGGUUGGAAGAUGAACAGAUUACCAUACUCGUUCAAGAGUUUGACACUCUCAUCGUUGAUCUGACAAGAAUCAAGUCUCAGUGGCCAUGGCGACGCAGGCGUUUGUUGGAAGCAUUGGAAUGGAGGAGAGGGGCCUUGUAUCAACGAUGUUGGAAGAAUGCCAACGUCUUACAAGAAGCCGCAAUCAGCUCGAUGGAAUAUUGUGAACAAACCUUCAACGACUUUAGGCGUGGAUUGAAUGAUCUGAUCAAUGCAGGAACCAACUUAUCUGAACUGAAUACUGUUUUCAACAACCUUGUCUCCGUUUGCAACCAUCAUAUUGAUGAUACCUUCCCUGGAGGUCGCAAGGCACUAGAAAAUUAUUACGAAGAUAUGCCUAACGAUAUCAUGUCUUAUCGGCAAUUCUUUGAACUCGUCGAAAAGUGCAAGGAGGAAUACAGAGAAAAAUACAAGGAAAAUCUGAGAAAAGCACGCUUCAAUCAAAUGCAAAUCGAUGACGAUACUCCACUCAAUUGUCUGAAGUCCAGCUUUGCAAAGGUAUUAGAUGCACAACAACACGACCCAGAGCUUUUCCGAAAGUACUGCCAGGGUAAGCCCAUCUUGUUGAGUAGUUGA